AUGGCCUAUAAACAAGCUUUCAAGAAAAGGGUCUAUGACAAGUUACGUGAACAACUUUGGGAAGCUUUAACAAAGAACAACGACUGUGACGUCACAAUCAAGAUAGACGAUGAUAUGUUCCAAUGCCACAAGGUCGUCCUGGCAAUGAUGUCACCUUACUUUGAUGCCAUGUUUACUUCGGGCUUCAAGGAAACCGACAACAAGGUGAUAGAAGUACAAAGCAUCAGUCCGGAUACCUUCAGAAAUGUGCUGGAGCACAUUUACCGCAGAAACGCAGCCGUGAAUACUUCCAAUGUGCUUGAUGUGUUGCACGCAAGUUCAAUGUUCCUUUUGGACAGCCUUAUUGAACGUUGUGAAACGUUCCUCAUAAACGAGGGUGACGUGAGCAAAUUGUGGUUGAAACAAUGUGAUGAGCUGAGAGUGACAAAUGAAGCAGAUGUUUUGAAGGCUGUUCUCCUGUGGACAAUAAACCAAGAAAGUUCCUCAGAAACACAUCUACCACGCUUGUUGGCUCAUGUCUCGAUUAACCAGGUUUCAAAUGACACCUUCAAAUCUAAAAUAGCCCCUCUACUCGAAACUCUAGGACAGAAUACGCGAGAUAUUGUCGAGGAGGCCAAGAAAGAGCAGAAUGCCUCAGGAAAACAGAUUGUGAGACACAACGACAAACCUACAAAUGUCCUAUUUGGUGAUGACGAAGUCCAUGGGAGAAAAGUACUGAAGAUGUACUCUUUGGAUGACCGCAAGAUGUACGAAGUUCCAGCACUACCUGGUAUGCACAGUGUGGCUGGAACACCAAGAGGCUUCGCCUUCAAUGGUGAUCUAAUGCUCAGCAGUCUUAGCAGUGUCUAUAGGUUGAAUGUACAGACAUGGUGCUGGGAGGAUAUGGACAUGCCGCCAAUGCAUGUCAUCCAGAUACUCACUGUACAACAUAAACUGUAUGUGUUUGGAUUAUGCGAGGAUGGCAUCCAGCUACUGAGGUAUGAAGAAGAUGAGGAUGGGGAGCCUGGCUGGAAGAUGGUUGGUGUCAUUGGAGGAGAGAUGAGAAACUGUUCGGCAGCUGUUUUGGGGACAAGGUCUACUUAAUUGGAGAAGAUGUCAGCAAUUAUUCACUUACAAAGAAGGUCUUUAUUCUGAAUGAAUUUGGAAUUGAUGCAGCGUCAUGUCUGGGACAAUUUCAG
Molecule: messenger RNA, 1178 nt
Organism: Haliotis rubra (blacklip abalone)
Lineage: Eukaryota; Metazoa; Mollusca; Gastropoda; Lepetellida; Haliotidae
Product: kelch-like protein 12
Exons: 2
Coding region: 1-1083 (360 amino acids)
Molecular function (GO): protein binding
Source: RefSeq, a predicted model, not a curated record